Messenger RNA from Tripterygium wilfordii, 1409 nucleotides. Its product is annotated as magnesium protoporphyrin IX methyltransferase, chloroplastic-like. Gene Ontology annotation, biological process: chlorophyll biosynthetic process. Lineage: Eukaryota; Viridiplantae; Streptophyta; Magnoliopsida; Celastrales; Celastraceae. The record is from RefSeq and is a predicted model, not a curated record. Gene Ontology annotation, molecular function: magnesium protoporphyrin IX methyltransferase activity. The transcript is spliced from 3 exons. Bases 89 to 1072 code for a protein of 327 amino acids.
CCAUAUCCAAAAAACCCGCCAACUCCCUCCAUUACAAGCGUAACCACCCUCUCCUUGCCGCCCGGAAGAGAGAAUACUCCCUCAAACGAUGGCGUAUAUGUCGUCUCUAUCCUUCUCUACAUCCUUUCAAGCCAACAACCCGAUAUUCUCUCCACCCUGUCCGUCCAUCUCCAAGCCUAAAACCCUAACCAGAACCUCAACCGUCGCCGCCAUUCCCCCUUUUUCCAUAGCCGCAGCUACUGACAUCCCGGCCGUCGACAGCACUACCAUCGCCGUCAUUGGCGGAGGCUCUGUGGCCGCCCUUGCUGCCGUACUGUCUUUCACUGAUCCCGAGCGGAGGCGGCGACUCCAGGCGGAGGAGGUCGGCGGUGGCGACAAGGAGGUCGUGAGGGAGUACUUCAACAACUCAGGAUUCCAACGGUGGAAGAAGAUAUACGGGGAAACCGAUGAGGUUAACAGAGUACAGCGUGACAUUAGACUCGGGCACUCGAAGACCGUCGAGAAUGUGAUGAAGAUGUUGACCGAAGAGGGGUCACUGAAUGGGGUUACUGUUUGCGACGCUGGUUGUGGCACGGGCUGUCUAGCAAUUCCGCUCGCGAAGGAGGGGGCAGUAGUGUCGGCGAGCGACAUCUCGGCUGCCAUGGUUGCUGAAGCUGAGAAGCAGGCAAAAGAGCAGCUUCAGGUGGAUAAUGAUAGCUCCUCAGCUGCGAUAGUGAUGCCCAAAUUUGAAGUGAGUGAUCUGGAGAGCUUAAAUGGAAAGUAUGAUACAGUGGUCUGUUUAGAUGUUUUGAUACAUUACCCACAAAGUAAAGCUGAUGGAAUGAUUGCCCAUCUUGCUUCAUUGGCUGAUAAACGAUUAAUUUUGAGCUUUGCACCAAAGACAUUUUACUAUGAUCUGUUAAAAAGGAUUGGAGAGUUGUUCCCAGGCCCUUCAAAGGCAACGAGGGCAUAUCUUCAUGCAGAGGCCGAUGUGGAGCGAGCACUGCAGAAAGUUGGGUGGAGGAUAAGAAAGAGAGGCCUAACUACUACGCAGUUUUACUUUGCAAGACUGGUUGAGGCUGUUCCGGUAUAGAGGCAACACGAGAGUGAUGAUUUUUGGCGUACAGGGAAGGUAAAAGCACUUUUGGAUGGAGGAUUUGUUUAGUAGAAAAUUCAGGUGAUUUCUUGAGGGAGGAAAGGUCGAGGCUGCUUAAGCUUUCAGGUUCAAUAGCCAUGAAUGCCGUCCUUCCCAAUCUUUUGUGGGUAGGGGAUCUUAUAUUCUGCGCCAAUUGCCCAAUUAUCUACCAUGAGGGGAAGUCCGCCCUCCCAAUGUUCGCGUCCAAACAUGGAUGUUUUUUUUUCUUUUACAAAAACUUCUUCAUAUAUUCAGUGUCCAAUUGUGGAUGUUACUUAUUUGCACCAUAAAGUUU